Messenger RNA from Fukomys damarensis (Damara mole-rat), 2922 nucleotides. RefSeq names its product hyaluronan binding protein 4 (gene Habp4). Bases 100 to 1443 code for a protein of 447 amino acids. The transcript has 9 exons. Gene Ontology annotation, cellular component: nucleus; cytoplasm. The record is from RefSeq and is a predicted model, not a curated record. Gene Ontology annotation, biological process: positive regulation of RNA splicing; positive regulation of translational initiation. Gene Ontology annotation, molecular function: RNA binding. Lineage: Eukaryota; Metazoa; Chordata; Mammalia; Rodentia; Bathyergidae.
CCGGAGAGCUGCUGCGGAGGGCGGGGUGGCUUCUAUCCGCUGUCUCCGCUGAGGCGCUCUCUUGUGGGCUCUCAGGCGGCCCGCAGUGCCGCGCCGAGCAUGAAGGGCGGCCUGGGCGGCGCCACCAUGCAGGAGACCUUCGGCUGCGUUGUGGCCAACCGCUUUCACCAGCUGCUGGACGAUGAAUCGGACCCGUUCGAUGUCCUACGCGAGGCCGAGAUUCGGCGCCAGCUGCAGCUGCCGCGCAGGAGGCGCGACGAGGCGGGAGCGACGCUCGGGGACGGGGUACACACGGGGGUUCCCCAGGCCCUUCCGGGGUGUGGACCCCCAGAGUUGGUCAGAGUGGAGGGAGGUCUUUGGUGCGAAGACCAGGGUCGUGCUGACCCAGCAGGAGCCUCCCCGCCCCACCCCCGGCCUCCGUGGGAUGCUGGUCGGGAGGCGAUUGCGGACCCAGUGGAGGACGGAGAGGGGGCGGCCUGUGACAUGAGGCCCCCUGCAGCCCUCCCACCCAGACCCACACUUCAACUCGCAGGCCAGGGGCGUCCUCCUAGAAGAGGGGAGGUACAAGGAUGGAAUGACAGCCAAGGGACAGAAGUGACACAGGACAGAACAGAACGUCGAUCCUACAGGGAAUAUCGACCCUGUGAGACCGAGCAACAGGCGGACUUCACAGCUGAGAAGUGCACAGAUGAAAAACUAAUUGACAAGUUUGAUCGAAUCCGAACACCCAGAGGCCGUGGAGGCCCAAGAAGGGGCCUGCGAGGCCGAGGCCGAGGCCGAGGCCGAGGCGGAGGUGGGCCCUGGAACAGAGCUUUCGACACUUUUGACCCAAGAGGGAAGCGAGAUUUUGAAAGAUAUAGUGGGAAUGAUAAAAUAGCAUUCAGACCUGAGGACAAUAUAGGUGGGUGUGGAGUUCGCACCUGGGGGUCAGGAAAAGACAUCAGCGACUUGGAGAUGAUUGCCCUAAUGGAAGAGACCCCGGCGAUGGAGGAGGCCCAGGGUGCCCUAGAGGAGGACUCUCCAGCCAAAGUUCCUGAGUUGGAAGUAGAAGAGGAAACUCAAGUUCACGAGAUGACCUUGGAUGAGUGGAAAAAUCUUCAAGAACAGACCAGACCAAAACCUGAGUUUAACAUCCGGAAACCAGAAUCCACUGUUCCUUCCAAAGCAGUGGUGAUUCACAAGUCAAAAUAUAGAGAUGAUAUAGUGAAGAUUGACUAUGAGGAGGAUGCACAUGUUUUCCGGAAAGCUGCCAAUGAUAUCACAUCCCAGCUGGAGAUUAACUUCGGGAACCUCCCUCGUCCUGGACGAGGAGGCAGAGGUGGCACUCGGGGAGGCCGGGGAAGGAUCCGGAGGGUGGAGAACUAUGGACCCAGAGCAGAAGUGGUGACACAAGACAUUGCCCCCAACCCAGAUGACCCUGAAGACUUCCCCGCUCUGGCGUGAAUGGGGCAGCACCAGUGACCCCCACCCACCCAUGAGGAGACCCUGAGAACAAUAGAUGUUGCUUCCCUGUGUCAUGUGAAGUUGCUGCACUUUUUUGGUCUUGGGGUGUGAGAUGCACACCCACUGCCCCUGCACUGGGGUUUUUGGCAGGUACUUUCUAAGAAGGUAAAGAAUGGUGACCAUUUUUUUAUUUAAGGAAUUCCAAAGAAAUUCAGGAAUAAUGUUUAAAAGUGUAAUAGAGACUGCAUCAAACCCUCCACCAAAGCAUGGAGAGUAAAGUAAGCUGUAAAAUAUAAUCUAUUGAGAGCACUUAGUAAAUUGUAUAGUUCCUGGAAGCUGUAUAGAUUCUUCCUCUGGUAUUACAGGAAAUAACACAGAAUUAUAACUAUUACUUUAGGGCAGUCACAGCUUAGUUUCUGAGAGUGUUUACUUGUAAAUGUCACACCUCCUGAAAUUUCCUUAGUUCUCUUUCAUUUAACCACUAAUUCCAAACAGCUGUUGUACAGCCAGUGGUCACCACUCUGUGACAAAAAAUAGAUAAAGUAUUGAUUUUUUAAUGGUGAUAUAAACUACCUCGUGGUUUUUGUGUGUGUAAAUAAACACACUCAGUAUAUACAGUACAUAUAUAUAUGUGCAUAUUUACCAUUUGGGUAGUUUUUAGGAUGAGUACUAAGUAUAUGACUUUUAAAAUCAUGUUAUUUAACCCACCAAAUGAAAGUUCUCCAAGCCAAGGUUAACAGCAUACCUUUCCCUCAGAAUAAGCAUGCACCUCAGCCAUGGGGCAGGGCCCAGGCUGGCGUAAUGAAUCUCUCCUCUGCUGCGUGCAUGGCCUCCCCCUGUGGCCCUGCAGCUCUAGCACUCCUCACUGUAGUCCCACCCCAGAGAGUGGGGACAGCGAGGCAGAGGCAGCAGUGACUUGUUAGGGACAAUGACAGGUGGCCGUGGCAUUGGCCUGUCAGGCCUGUGAUGGCACUAGAGCCCUGUCCUAGUCUCUGCUUCUUGAGUUCUGCUGCACUGUCUCAGGUAGCUCUGAACUAGAGUCCAAAUGCAAAUAAAAGCUGGAAUUCCCUCCAAACUAUGUGUAGAAAACUCUGUCCUUUUUGGCUACAGUGAGUUACAGUGGAAAGCUGAGUCCCUAUAUGUGUUAGAGCCAAGGCUGUUUGGGUGGCAGUGGCUUUGGAUUUCAUUAUUAAAAGACUAUCCAAGUACUAAUGUGUAUUGACGUACUGUUUUGUUUGUGCUCCCUGGAAAACACAGUGAUGUGAGGGCUUGAUCUGGGAGAAGAGACCCUAUGAGUAAUAUUUCAGGUUUAGUCAUAAUCACCAGCUGGUGCGGGGUGAAGACUGUCACCACUCAGCACCUGUAAAGCUGUCAUGUAAUUUUGCCUUCAUUGGCUUUGACGAUUGACAAAACAGAUCCCUUGAGAGGAAACUCCCACUUGUGAAAAGCACUUUACAAGCCCACAACACUUGCACGUCU